This is a messenger RNA of Protopolystoma xenopodis, 240 nucleotides long. The record is from the annotation of a GenBank genome assembly. Lineage: Eukaryota; Metazoa; Platyhelminthes; Monogenea; Polystomatidea; Polystomatidae.
AUGGUUACUUCCUUUUCAGCCGAGAAACUUACACUUUUGGGUGUUUCUCAUCGCGUUGAUUCAAGUACUGGAUCUAUUGGCCGGAGAUAUGCUCGUACAGAUCAAUUAGCUAUUCCUUUUGGAAUAACAGUUGACUUUGAUACGGUUAACAUCGAACCACCCAGCGCUACACUCCGAGAGCGUGACAGCAUGAACCAGAUUCGUGUUGAGGUUAGUAUCUUUGGUCUUAGACUUAUUUAA